UACCAACGCCUAGACCUUCAGGCUAGGUAAAAGGACGUUACCUCGUGAGGCUCCUUAUCCUGUACUUCCACCAUGGCGACCGUCCCUGCCGACCCUUACGAGCUCCUACAUUGGAAUAUGAAACUUGCCCAUGCGACCUACGAGAAAGGAUAUGAAACUAUUCUUCCUCUACUUGACGGUCCUCCCGAGAGAGACCUGAAGAACUUCCUGGGCUAUUGUGAGGCAUGGGCAGAGUCAAUCGUUCAUCAUCAUGAUACAGAGGAGGCCUCUGUCUUUCCCAUCCUGAACAAAAGGGCUGAUUUCUCCCAUGAACAAGAGCAGCAUAAAGAGAUCCACAGCUUCUUGGAUAACUUUCUUGCAAAUAUCAGAGAUGCACAGAAAGAUAUCUCGAAGCUCAACGCCGCAGAGCUUAAACGUCUUAUGCAGUUGUCGAAGGACGCAAUGUUCACGCAUUUCAACGAGGAAUUGGUGGAUAUAGAAGCCUCCAAGCUCAGGGAAGCGGGUUUCACGGAGGCCGAAUGUCGCCAGAUGAUCACCGACAUGGAGAAGCACGCGAAGAAUAACGGCGACCCGUUCCUGGUGGUGCCCUACAUGCGCAGCCACACGCCACCCGAGUACAAGGACAUCUGGCCACCUAUGCCCUGGGUCCUUCGCAAAGUUGCCGUGCCUUACUUACUAGCGAAGAAGCACUCCGGCUAUUGGAAGUAUGCUCCGUAUGCUAUGUCUUAA
Molecule: messenger RNA, 729 nt
Organism: Phanerochaete carnosa HHB-10118-sp
Lineage: Eukaryota; Fungi; Basidiomycota; Agaricomycetes; Polyporales; Phanerochaetaceae
Exons: 6
Coding region: 73-729 (218 amino acids)
Source: RefSeq, a predicted model, not a curated record